UAUAAUAUAUAUAUUUUGCUGAUGCAGUAUACAGUGUGUAUAUAUGUGUGUGUGUGUGUAUGUGUGUGUAAAUUUAUAUACACACACAUGCAAACCGUUCCUGGAAGAGAACUCUGAAUGCUUUGCUAGCAAAACACUGUGGUGUGCAAACCUAGAACUCAAUAGAAAAAAAAGCCAUUUAUCUGAAGGCUGCGUAGUGGAGAGAGUCUUCAGUUUACCUCAUUCUUUGUAGCAGCCCUUGAUUUUAACAGGUUUUUGUAAUAGGUACAAAUAAUCCCAUACCUUUCUAGGUCCAAUUUUAAGUUAAGCUAAAAUUCUUUGUAGGGUUAAUUUAUUUGUAUAUGAUUGUAGAAGGUAAGAUCAUGUAAAAUGUUAUAAUUUGGGGAAUCUUGACACUAUUUAAAUUAUUGGCAACUGUUGUCUGUUGUACAAAGGCUCUCUUUUUCUACUGGCUUAGUCUGUUACACGAAUAAUGCAUUUUCUGUGUUCAAGCACACAACUUUACAUAAAUACAAAGUUCACUGCUAAUGUUAGUUCAUAAUAUUUUGGCUAUCUACAACACUAACUUCACUCUGCUGUAAAAGUGAAAUUUGUGUUCAUCUGUAUGCAUUAUUAACACAUCUCCUUUACCAAAAACCUGAGCAAUACAAUGUUUUCUUUAUAUGCUAUAUGCCUUUGUUUGCUAGAAGCUAACAUUUUUGUAUUUACUUUAAAGGGCUGUACUAAACCCACAGCUUUACGUUUUCUCCUAGAAGCAUUGCCACUAACCCUUGAAUCCAUAAUAGUUUUAAAAUACAGUAUUUCUCUUCUCCACGUUUCCAUGCUUUCAUAUCAGUGCUUAGUUGUUAUUCCAGGUGAACACUAUGACGAUCUCCUGUUUGAGAUGUGGGGCAGGAGGUUCUUUCUUGGCAAUGGAGCUGAGUUUUUCUUCUUUUUAGUGAAACGGCAACCCAGAUGUCCCUAUCCAGUAGAGUCCCGUGUAGUCCAUGCUUCACACAAACAGAAAUGAAUGCACUGUUUUUUCAAAAGAGCUCAAUUAUAAAUUAUAAGAUGAUUACUUCCGAGAUGUGGCUGCCUCUUCAGAUAUUCAAAGAAGAAAAUGGAGGAGCCUGACGUGUUUCACACUGGCUUGUUUGACAUUCCUAUAUCUUACUGUUAACUCAGCAGUAUUUUAUUGUGAAAGAAAACCCCAGUGUCCCAGCUCACUCAGGAGUCAGAAGAGGUGAACCACCACUCUGGUGCAUUCCUUGAGUAUUCUGGGGGAAUGUCACACCUUUCCUUCCCAGGGUUAAAGAAACGUCUUGGGAAAUGACUGAAGGAGACUGUUCUUCCCCAAGUAUUAUCAUGUCUAGUUAAUUCUGAGAAAACCACUGGAUGUGUUCUAUGGACAUUUGGGAUUGCACUUCCCAUUGUGAUUUGAUUGGUCCUCAGUCAAAUGGAUCACUUUGAAGGGAAGUUUUGGUUGUCACCAUUAAUACCACUGAGAUAAAGUGUUAGCAAAGUAUGGUUCAAAUUAAUUUAUGGUAUGAUCAAGAGCUUUUCUCUUCCAAAAGAUGAAUUUUAUUGUAAAUAGUUUCUCAAAAUAUUUUUAACUGGAUCACAAGCAUGGGGAGAGAAAGUUUCUCAGCUGCUAAGAAUUUCCCCACUGUUUACUUCUUUCACUUACAGUGGUAUUGCAUAUAAGAUUACAAAAUGUAAGGUUUUAUUUGUAUCUAUUACCCAAACCAUUAAAUGUCUUUAAUUUCCUCGUUGUCUUGGAGGUCCAGUGCACAAAGGGCGGAUAGGGGAACCCUCCCUCUAACCAGUCAGCACUCUAGCCCAGGAUUGAGAUUGUCCCAUCAAGUAGUAUGUGAAGUCAAAUCUUUGUACUCUUCCAGACCAAACAAUGAAAUGGAUUCAUUCAUUUAAAAUUCUAUAAAUUCUGUAAGUGAAAAGAUAGACAACUGUCAGCAGUUGCUUUUUAAAAAGAUCACUAUAAUAAGUACUACAUAGUACGAUAUUAAUUUAUAGCCGGAAAUCAUAUCUUGUAAACUGUAUAUAAAACACUGUUUUAUGGUGCAAUCAUUUGUCAAACUUUUGUCUGUUACAUUGUUUUUAGAGUGUGCGCAUUCUUCUCAGACCUAAGAACAUCACUGUAAAAUCUGCUGAAAACUGUUUAUAGGUUUUAUUUGCACAAGACUUAAUUAGUUUGAAAUUUUUGGAAGCUCCUAUUGAACAUGCCUAAACAUCUGUAAACAUGAAAAAUCUUGGAUUCAUUAAAAGCAAACAUUUCAGUAUGAUUUUUCCCAAAGGUAAUCCAUGUUCUAUGUUGUUAAUGUGUGUACGUAAUUUUUCUGACUCUUACACUUCUUAUCCUAUUUUCUCUUCCAUUUGUUUUGUUUUUGAAGAAUGGCUCCUCUUUUUUUUUUUUUUUUUUUUUUUUUUUUAAUGUUCUAAAUGACCAAAACACUUCAUUGGUUUUUACCCUUCUGCCUAAAGCUUUGAUAUCCCUGCUUGAUGUUCUGUGAAUUCACUGUUUAAUCUCUUAAGUAAAAUAAUAAACAGUCCUGGUGACAUACAAUCUAUUGAUUUAGAGGAAAGGCCCUGAAAAAGUAUUGGAAACUAACUUUAGAUAUACUCUUAGCUAUCAUUUCGCAUCGUGGGCUUCAUGGGAAGAACAUGUUGCAUUUAUUUUGUCUUUAUUAAAAGACUACUAGCCACAAGUUACUCUGAUUGUAGUAACUGUUUUAUCAACCUGCUUUGAUCUUCUUUUAAAAAUUAAAUUUACAUUCACAAUUCAAAACAGUAAGCUGUCUUUCAGAACUAAUUUUUGAAGGAUAAAAAUAUAUGAAGGAAAAACAUGGCCUGUGUAGGUUGCAUUCCCUGCACAGGACUUAACUAGUUGUAUCACCUCAAGAGAUUUUAGAGUUUGUGAUCAAGGUCUGUAUAUUACCCCCAAAUUUUAUUAAGAAUUGUUUUCUAAUUGGUUAUAACAUUUUUCAAUUAAUAAUUUCAAAACAAAUUGUUAAUACAAACUGUAUAAAAUGAACAUAAUUUUCUUCACUUGUAUUUUUGUUAUUGAGCAAGUUUAUCAAAAUAAAUUGUCUACUAAAGAAACUAAAAAGGCUUCUAUUGCUUUGAAAUAAGCUUUGAUUUUAAGAUUUUACUUCAGAAGUUGAAUUCUUACAGAGGUUUUACCUAUUCACACAGUGACAGUGCCUUGCCUCUUUGUUUUGUUUUAGCAUCGGGCAGGGGGAAGGUCUCCGUCUCUUUUUACACUCCUGCUCCCAGCUCCUUCCUUGGCAAGAGAUGCCAUUAUUCUAGAGUGUAGAUGAGGCCAUAUUUACCAAUAAGAAGAGUCACUCAGCAGUAAAAAAAAAAAAAAAAAAAAAAACACAAAAAACACCACAUAUACACAUGUAUGUGGCUUUCUCUUCUGCAUCAUAUUUUUAUGGACUGGGAGAGAUCUACUGAGCCAAGGCCCUCAAAGCCAGCCGUCUUGUGUUUCUUCCUCACACAUAGACCUAAGCCAUUCAUCUUUGCUUCUGUUUCUACUUCACUGCAGGCCAAAGGAUCUUAACUUCUAAGAUUUUUAGAUUGGGGUUGAAGGAGAGUACAGAGUCUCUAGACUCAACCAUGUGCUCCAUCUCAGCUUUACUGCACCUUUCUCGAGGGGUCUUGGGAUUAGCCCAGCUGAGUAAUAGCCAAUAAUCAAAUAAAGCACUGCAUUUACUCUUUGCUGCUGUUUCUCCUUUAUAUGGCCUUUACAGGAGCCUCAUGGGGAGUAUGAAGAUAAAGACAAGAUAGGAUUUGGACAUCCUUGAGUUCUGGAUCAUGAAGGCAUCUUAUCUUCUUAGGGUGGCCAGUCAUCCCCAUUUGCCUGAGACUGAGGGGUUCCCUGGGACAUGAGACUUUCAGGCCUAUAACUGGGAAAGUUCCAUGCAAAAGGGAUGAGCUGAUCACCCUAUCUUUAUACCAUCCAAAUCUAUCCUGAUGUAUAACACAUGAGAGGUAUUUGAAGAGUUCCGUAAAUAUUAAUCGAUAGAUCAAUUGGAAAUUGUAAUAGUAGACUUCCACUGAACUUAUAAGACAGCGGGAGAAAACACUUUUCCUUCUUUUUGAUAAUAAUUUAGGAAAAAACAGACUGGCUUUAAAAACAGUAACAUGAAGGCACCUGACUUGCUCAGUCGGUAAAGCAUACAAUUCUUGAUCUCAAGGUUGUGAGUUCAAGCCCCAUGUUGGGCAUAGAGCCUCCUUAAAAAACAACAGCAACAAAAACCAUAAUAACAUGAGUCCAAAAACACAUUUUGACUUAGUCUUGCACUAACUCUGUUCUAACCACCGUAUGAGAAGAUUUUAGGAAAAAUACCAAGACUAAAGGACUGGGUUCCUCUUACGCAAAGUCAACUCUUCUGGGUCACAGUUACCCAGCAACAAAGUAAAAGUAGGUAUUUAUAAAUGGAAUCAAAGAUAGAAAGCAUAAUGCUGUAUUACUUUUUUUUAGAGUUUUGGUUCUUUUCCCAGGAGGAGAAAACAAUGGGAUGGCAUUUUCAAGCACAUUCAAGUUUUCUACAAUUCAGUCCCAGUUCCACUCACAGACUUACGACCACCGAAGAUUAAAUUUCAAGAAGAGAUUUCUCAUGAGACUCAUAAGAUUGUAGAGCUGGAUGAAAUCUAAAAGAGCAUAUCCAGUGUUAACUUGUUCGAGAUGAAGAAAAUGAAGGUCAAGGCCUCAGAAAAGUAUACCGACUUUCCCAAAGUCACACAACCAGCAGAGCCCUCAACCCAGGAGAAAAUGCCUUUGACAGAUAGUCAUUGGGCAGUUGAUCUAGGACAGCUGUUCUGGUCUACAGCCGUCUGAACCAGUCUUCCUUCAACUUCGAUCUACUUCGAUCCACCCAAAUAACUUCUGCCAAAAUAAUCUUAACACGAAAGCAUAUCGUUUCUUUUUGAGUUCCUGUCAUUCCUAAUCUGCAGAAUGAAGUCCCAUCUUCGUUAACAUAGCUUCAUGAUCUGGCUUUUGGUUUUGUUUUUUCCCCACCACUGUAUCUUUUUUUUUUUUUUUUUUUUUUUUUGUAGUUUUAUGGUUUUAUUAACACAAAUACAAUGUGCACGUAAGCUGCUUGUCCAUUCAUUUUCUUCGCUGGCGCAGCCUGGCAUUAGGAUUGGUGACUCUAAUGGACAGUUGGGCUGCUCUUUCCACAGUGGCCUUGUGGUUCUAGGAGGAGACAGUCUUACCACUGUAUCUUUUCAUCCUAUGCGGACAAGCCAGCUAUUCUCCAUUCUUUCACUACACCUGCUCUUUGUCUUAGUUGUGGCUGCACUACCUCCUUCUCACAGUUUUCCCUAAUACCUCUCAUAUUUGCAACAUAUUUAAGUUUUUUGUGCUUUCUCUCUUUGUUUAUACCUCUGUAAAAGAACUUAUUUGGGGCAAGUAGAGUGCCUGGAUUCAAAUCCUGCUUCCAAAAUUCUAGCUGUGUGACCCUUGAUAAAUCACUUAGCCUCUGUGAGCCUUGUUUUUUUUCACCUAUAGAAUGGGGCUAAUGUCAUAGGGUUACUGUUGGUUCAAAGGAGAAAACAAGGAGAGCACCGGGCACAUAGUAAGCGUUCAAAUGUUAAUUGCUGCUGUUCUUAUUUAUAAAUACUUCUUGAUCACUGGAUUACAAACUCUUGAAUGCAAGGAAUGUGGCUUUCUUAUUUUCCUUAGAGACCUGGCACAGUGAUUUACAUGUGAACUGAAUUAUCAUAAUUAAAUUUGGGGCUUGGUUACAAAGAAAAAUUAUGAAACUGUAUUUGAAAGACCUAAUCGCCUGUCUGACAGGAUCAUUUCAGUGAAAUCCUUCGUAAAAGCAGAGGCUUUCCUAGAUCAGCCUUUCAUAAGUAAGUGUGGUUAUUUUAUUGGUAAGUAUUUGACCGUGUAAUACGCCAGUUUCUUUAGGAUGUAAGACCUAAGACCAUUACUACUCAAGACCCUUUGUGGACUCAAGACCCUUUACUACUGAAUUCACAGUGCUCUCAUGUGGACACUAAUGCAAAAAGGACCAGGAUGAUGCAAGCACCCUGUUGAUCCUGAGAUAACUCUCUGGAGGCUUCUUUCAAGCUUUUGGGUCUCAACUAUCUAGAAGCCACAGAUUUGGUAUGUUUCACAAAGACUUGGUUCUGCCAAGAUGGUUUUAAUUAUUUCUGCUAAAAGGAAUAGACUCAAGGAUUUGAUCUCACUUUAAAUGUAGUUAUCCCCAACUGGCCAUUUUAUGGCCUUUUAGUAAAUACUGCCAUUGUAUUUGGUCAUCAUUAAAUCAAUCUCUAUUAUCUGUCAAGGCAAGUCACUAAAAUAAAUGCGGUCUGGCACUAUUUUCAUGUUGUUUAAAUAUUUAAUUUACUUGCCUUAGACAAUUCAAGUAUUAAAUAAAAAAUUUUAAGUUUAUUUAUUUUGAGAGAAAGAGAGACUGGGGGAGGGGCAGAGAGAAGGGAAGAGAGAGAGAAUCCCAAACAGGCUCCGCACUGUGAGCGUGGACCCCAACAUGGGGCUCAAACUCAAGAACCCUAAGAUCAUGACCUGAGUCAGAACCAAGAGUCAGAUGCUUAACCAACUGGGUCAUGCAGGCACCCUUCUUAAAUAAUUUUUUUUUUUUUAAACCUCAUUCUUUUACAUCGCUUCGAUCUCUGUGGCAAAAUGCAAAUGCAGUUGAAGAACCAAUCAGAGAAAAUCCUUUCUAUUAUGAUAAAUUGAUGAUAUAUUGUUCUCGAGGAGAAAAUAAUCCAUCCACUUAUCUAAGAAAGCUUUUGACUACCUCAUAUUUUACUAAUGUCAUUAGUAGCAAAGUGAACUCGUAUUGUGGUGUCACUCCCACUCAUGCCACUCUAGCAUUUCACCUCAUUUUUACAUCAUCAGAAACAUUUUCUUGUCUGAAGUGCUGUUGUGGAGACGGAAGUUACCAUAACCCUAAACUGGGGCAAAGGAUUUUUUUUUUUUUGUACAGUAAUACAUUUGUAGAAUUAAAAAAAAAAAAACUGUAAGAAAUUAAAAGUCCCUCCUCAACCCACCUUCCAGAGAUUAUCACUGUUAACAGUUUAUUAGGUAUUCCUGCAGAUAUUUUGCUAUAGUUACAAUAUAUGUAUAUCAUGUGUGUCUAUACGCAUGUUGUACACAUGUGUGUCAUGGGUAUGUCCUGUCCAGUUGUUUUAACAAAAACAAGAUCAUAUUAUACAUACCUGCCACUACUUUUUUUAACUUAUGGUGGACAUCUUUGUUCAGUAAAUAUAAACCUUAUGCAUUUUUAGUGGCUGUAUUGUGUGUGUGUGUGUGUGUGUGUGUGUGUGUGUGUGUGUGUGUGGUGUGUUGAUUUACUUCCUCCCUUUUUGAUGUUCAGUGUUGUUUCCAAGUUUUUUGCUAUUACAAAUAAUGCUGCUGUGAACUCAGGUCUUAGGUAACAGAAACUUCCCAAAUAUCAUGAUAACUAACAUUCUAACUGAAGCAUAUCAACUACUGUAUUAAGGCAGUUCAUGAAUUUUUAAAUACUGUGUUUAAGAGAUAAUGGCAUUCGAUUAAGAGUUUGGAGAAAGAAACUAACAUUAAAUUCAUGCUAUUUUUUUUUAAGUUUAUUUAUUUAUUUUUGAGAAAGCACAAGUGGGGUAGGGACAGAGAGAAAGGAAAAGAGACUCCCAAGCAGGCUGCACACUGUUGGUAUGGAACCUGAUGUGGGACUUGAACCCACAACCUGUACGAUCAUGGCCUGAGCCAAAGUCAUAUGCUUAACCAACUAAGCCACCCAGGUGCUCCCAUGCUAUGUGUUUUUCCACAUGUCCUCUUAAUCAUCCUCCUAAGGUAAAGUAGAAGUGGUAUUUUAUAGACCAGAAAACCAUCUGGGUUACCCAUCUUGGGUGAACAAUUUACCCAAGAUUCAGUAACUAGUUACUAUUGAAUCUGGGUUUCAAACCUAAGUUCUCUGACUUCAAAUCAAGGACUACCUCUGCUGUCCUGGCUAGUGUAAGGGAAAUAAAAAUAGCUUGUCCCAGUUGCAUGAUUUCUUGGCUCAGACAUGAACAGCUGAAUCUAUGGUUUGCUUCUUCUGGAUGAGGAAUGCAAACAACCAUAAAAGGUAGUCCUGCUUAGAAACAACCUAUAAAUGUUAUAUGUUUUGUUGAGGGGAAAAGUAUGUAAGUUAUUAUUAAGUUGUGUUUAAUCUUCCAUCAUUCCCCUCUCAUUGUCAGACUUUCUGCAAUCUUGCUACGUGGUAACUUCACUGAUUGGUGAACUAGAUGACGUCACCCCUUGAUUUUACUGUUUCCCUUUUGGGAAUUGUGUACCCAGGAAAAUUUUCCCAUACAGGCUAUAUCUUGUCCCCUCUGUAGCACUUAAAAGAACACCAAUUAACUAGAUCCCUGCUACCUUGUUGAUAGGAAAUCUACUGGCUAUUGGUUUACCCUCGGGUCAUUCAUGGGUUCAUGACCCAAAUAUUAAGAAGUCCCCUCUAACUCAUUGGGAUGAGCACUGGGUGUUGUAUGUAAGUGAUGAACCAUGGGAAUGUACCCCCAAAAUCAAGAGCACACAGUACACACUGUAUGUUAACCAAUUUGACAAUAAAUUAUAUUUAAAAAAUUUUUUUUAAUUUAAAUUUUUAAGAAAAGAAGCCCCCUCUAGUCAUUUGUCAUCUUUCUACACUUAUUACUAGUGAGACAUCAACUAUUCCAGCCUGAAUGGUGCAGUAGUUCGUGUCCAUCCCACACUCGGGCCAUGGCGAAGUUUGGUGAGCUGGGAAGACUUUCUCCCUGGACUGAGGACGCAUUUCCUCUUAGACCUUGGCAUCUCAAAGUGUUGCUACCAAACAGUAGGUCUCUAACUCCCUCUGAUUUUCAGAUACCUGAUUUCUUGACCUCUGUCUCUGUCAGUAACAAUGACCUUUCAGUAUUGGGUUUUGCUUCUUGUAAAAUGUUGAAAAAUCUAUGUAUCCUGGAGCAAUGGGAAUGGUGAGAGUAUUAAACUACAUGUCUUGGGCCUUCAUGUCUUCCAAAAUGGUGUCUCAAAGCUAGCCAGCCCCUUCUACCCAGGAUUUCCAGUAGGGUGGGCACAAGGACCCUCACCUCUUGUUCACAGACUAGCUAUUGGUUGGUUGCUUUCGGCCUUUUCUGACUUCCUUACCUCUCUCUGAUCUCCCUCCUCUCCUGCUUUGUUGAGUGUCAACGAAAUGCCCUUCCAAAUGCCACACUACUCUCAACCCAUGACUACUCUGCCCACAGUAACUGGUAGGUAAACAAUGUUGAUUUUGGGGGGAUUUGUUGUUUCCCAUCUGGCCUAAAGGAGCCACUAGUAGUGUCAACAUUGGAAGAGGUACUCCGCUGUAUGAUGGUUACCACAAGUAGCACAUGCUCUACAUUAUAAAAUCAAAGGUUCAUAAAGUGAAGAUAGUGAUUUGAGAAAUUACUUAGAUGAACUAAGUAGAGAUCUCCUAGCCUCUUACAAGCUGGUAGACAUUGGGUACAUCACUUCUCUCUUGACUUCCAUAAAAGGAGUUGAGUUGAAGAGGUCCCCAACUAUGGGCCAAGGGCUGGUUACAUCACAAUCACCUGGGACCAUUGUUAAAGAUUCCUGUUCCCACACUCUACUACAGUUCUGUACCAGUCUCCCAAAUGCGAAUUUCCUACCACAGGAUGUAACCUGGCUCUGUACUGGUCUAGACUAGAAAUAGAAAAGAAGUCCAAACCCUGCUUCCAGGCUUUUGUAAAGGUGGAGAAAAGCAGAGUGCCUGGGGAGAGGUUGUUAUCAACGACAAAGUGGGCGAGCUUCACUGUGGAGUCGCUUGGAGGAGCUUAGAGGAAGUGGGAGCCAGGAAAAGCAGAUACCUCUCCUCUCCCAGAGAUGGAGAAAUAAAUGAAGAAAUGCAGGAAAAUAAGUGUUGGGUGUUUUAUAAUGGCUACAGAUACUAGUCAUGUCUUCCAUGGUCAAGAUGAUAAGUUUCUGGAAAACCACUGUGUAAGGAGAAGCAAUGACAGAGAUUCAAAGAAGCACUUGGACCAGAAGGAUAUCCAUGGACUCGGCCAAAAUCCAGACAACGGACUACUGGUUACACAUGUUAACCAGACACAGGAUUUACUGAGGCUACAGGGAGACGAGACCCAACCUUCAGCUUGGGAGGACCCGGAAGACUGGCUUUCCACACACAGUUUACAGUUUGAGAGGCUCACCUUGGCUGACCUGAUUAGCCAGGGCACCACAGUACUGGAGGAGGGCAGCGAUGUCAUGAGGAAAGUGCACUUCUCCACGCAGAUGAUCCACCAGUUUGAAUCAAAGCUUUCUGGAGCUAUUGAACUCUAUCAACAGAGAAUCCAGUGGCUCACAGAAAGCAGCAGGAAGGCAUUUGGCCUCAUCAAGGGAGCCAGAGUUGGCAUCAUCGUUGAUGUGUCCGCCAUUGGCAGUGGCUCUCAAAAAGAGGAGUUCCAAAAUGACCUCCUGAGCCUCAUUGAUGAGCAGCUGAGCCACAAGGAGAAGCUGUAUGUCCUGUCCUUCGGCACCAGCACCAGCGCCCUCUGGCCAGACCCCGUGGAAGUCAGCCCCUCCACCCUCCAGGAACUCAAGCUCUGGGUGAAGAAGCUCCAGCCUGAUGGGGGCAGCAAUCUGCUACAAGCCCUGAGGAAAAUCUUCACCCUGAAGGGACUGAAUUCUCUGGUGACCAUAAUGGGCAGCUGCCCAGAUCAGCCUUCUGAAAUUCUGUCCAACUACAUCCAACAGUCCACUGUGGGACGGGACCUCAUCACCCACGUCAUCACCUACAAAUGCAACGAUCAGGUGCCCCCUGCUGUCCUAAAGAACCUUGCAGAAGCUCUUGGGGGCUACUACCACUGCUAUAGCACAGAGACGGAGGUCUAUACCAGUGGGGACAUGGACCAGCUCCUGGCAGAAAUCCAGAAGGCCCAGAGCCUCCUGAGCCACAUCCAAGCCUUGCGCAACAGGACCCCCAAUGAGGAGCUAACGGGCAUGAUGAAGGAGAUUUCCACAGAGAUUGCAAAAGGGCCACUCACAGGUCUCUUGCCUAAACCCCCAAAGCAUGAGGGUCCCCUCACAAUUGAGUUCCCAAACUUGGAGAAGACUUCUGCAGAAUGGCUAAAGAUCAAUGGCCUAAAAGCCAGGAAACUAAGCCUUUAUCAGGUUCUGGCACCCAAUGCAUUCUCUCCCGUGGAGGAAUUUGUGCCUAUUCUCCAGAAAACAGUAUCUUCAUCUAUCUAUGAGAAGGCAAUGGUACAAUUUGAAUGGCAUGACGGGACAGUGAAGAAUGUUCAUGUGGACCCGCCCUUCCUCUAUGAGUACCAGAAACAGCUCAGCAGAGCUAUGCGGAUGUAUGAGAGGCGGAUUGAGUGGCUCUCCUUGGCCAGCAGAAGAAUCUGGGGCACCGUCUGUGAAAAAAGGGUGGUUAUACUGCUGGAUAUCUCUGUGACCAAUUCCAUGUACAUUAUUCAUAUCCAGCACUCCCUGCGGCUUCUGCUGGAGGAGCAGUUGUCCAACAAGGACUGCUUCAACCUCAUCGCGUUUGGAAGCACAAUAGAAAGCUGGAGGCCAGAGAUGGUUGCCGUGAACCACGAAAACUUGCAGAGCGCCUGGCGUUGGGCCCUGACUCUGCAGUGUCACGGCAGCAGGAACGUCCUCAGCGCCCUGCGGAAGGCUGUGGAAGUGGAUUUCAAGGACAAAGACGGUCACCAAUCUCAGGGCAUCUACCUCUUCACGGGGGGCAUCCCUGACCAGGAUGUGCCCAUGCUCAGCGCCUACAUGGCUGAGGCCUGUGGGGGCUGCGAUCUCCAGCUGAACAUAUGUCUCUUCUACGUGGGCGAGCCCCAGAUGGACAUCAUGCCCCCUGCCCGCUAUGCCAGCCGCACCGACACAGCCGCCGCCUACCGGGAGAUCACCCAGGCCACGGCCGGACGUUUCCACUGGUUUGGAGACACAGGUAUUUACGAAAGCGAUGACAUCAAUGCCAUCGUGUCUGAGAUGGAAAAGGCUCUCAACUACUCCCAAAAGUGUGCCUUACUGGUGUCCUCACUGAAGAACCAGUCUGGGAAAGAAGUGGAAAGCUCAGCCCUCCUGAAAGAAAAACCAAAGAUGUUCAAGCAAAGAAGUCAGCCCAGGAAACUCUAUUCUUCCAAGCCCACAGCUCCCUCGGUGGCCAGAAUGAGCCUUAAAGAUGACCGUGACAGAAAGAAGAGCUCCCCCUUGGAAGCUCUGACAUGGCGGCCACUUAGUGGCAAAGCAGGCGUCCCACCAGCUUCAGCCCAGCCAGUGAAAGAAGGGACCGCAGAAUGGAGGAGGAAGACCAAGUGGAGAGAAGCAGAGACAUCUCUCUCACUGUUUUAUACGGAGACGGGGAAUAACGUGGGCUCGGUCUACAAGAAAUACCCUCAAGGAAGGGGAAUACGAAAGGUUAGCUCUUCUAUCCAGUUGCCCAGGAAGGAUGCAGUUUGCUCAAGCCAAGAGUGGGUAGCAAAUUAUGGGCUCAAAAAACUGAGGAUGGAAAUCUCCAGAUACAUUGGUCCCAGCUGCACUCAUCAGAAGUCAGCCCAGGGGCUGGCGUCAGCCAAAUACUGCAACAUCCUGCCCAGUAUAGAGAUCAAUGGGGUAGUGAGACAUAUCCAGUGGACGCCCAGGGAAAUGGAAGCAUACAUCACAUGUCUGGAGAAGGUGAUGAGGCGCUAUGUCCAGAGGCUGCAGUGGCUGCUGUCUGGGAGCCGCCGAUUAUUUGGCACCAUUUUGGAGAGCAAAGUGUGCAUCCUGGUGGACACGUCGGGAUCCAUGGGCCCCUACCUGCAGCAGGUGAAGACGGAGCUGAUUCUGCUGAUUUGGGAACAGCUGCGCAAGCACUGUGACAGGUUUAACCUGCUCAGCUUUGCGGAGGACCUACAGCUGUGGAGGGACACUCUGGUGGAGACCACAGAUGCAGCCUGUCACGAGGCUAUGCAGUGGGUGACCCACCUGCGUGCUCAGGGGAGCACCUCAGUCUUGCAAGCAUUACUGAAAGCCUUCAGUUUUCACGAUGUGGAAGGAUUGUACCUCCUGACCGACGGGAAGCCAGAUACAAGCUGCAGCCUUAUUCUGAAUGAAGUCCAAAGACUCAAGGAGGAAAGAGAUCUGAAACUGCACACCAUCUCCCUGAACUGCUCAGGCAGGGCAGCGGUUGACUUCCUGAGAAAUCUAGCCUCCCUCACGGGGGCCCGCUAUCACUGCCCUGUUGAUGAGGACACACUCUUCAAAAUCCACGGCCUGCUGACCAAGGGCUUCGUGGACGAAAGGGACCCCGAAUUGCCACUAUUUGAAGGAGAUGAUUUGAGAAGAUUGGCCCAGGAGAUCACCAAGGCCAGAAGUUUCCUCCGGAAGGCCCAAUCCUUCAGGUCUCAACACCAGAAGAAAAACAACACAGAACCAAAUGUCACUCUUUUCUAGAGAAGGGUUCUCAGCACACCCUACACUCCAGCCACAAAAUUAUCACUUGCUAGGAAGCCUUGCACCAAGCCCUGCCUGGAAACGCCCUUCUUACCACCCUCUGCCUGGUGACUCCUGCUCAUCCAUCAAGGCACAACUCAUAUGGCAUCAGCUCCACUGUGAAGAUGUCCCUGGGACCCAUCAAGAGCUGGGAGACUCCAGCCUUCCUCCCACUGCAUCCGGACCAAACAUCUGUUUUCACGGCAGUGACACUUAGCAUUUAUGAUGCCUAGCACUCCAUACCAUGCUUCCUUACUCCCUUUGCCAACUCUUUUUCUUGGCUGUGAGCUCCCCCAGGAUGAGGCUGGUGUCCUAGGUCCCCAGAACCUGCCACAGGGGCAGAUGUAGUAAACUGAGCAUCCAGCUUAGCUGUGGGAGUCCAGCUCUGGAAACCAGCCAGAGCAUGUUAUUUCUGCCCUGGUCCCCUCACCCUCUGCUUCCCACCACCCUGGUCCGGGGACGUGAUGCAGAUUCACCAUCAGCCCAUCUUGGGAGCAAAAACCAGUGAGCCUUACCACCUGCCCCCUACCUGUUCAACCAAACUGAAUUAAGGUCUGCCCUGCUCAAGCGGGUGAAAAUUGGGUUGGGUCCACUGGGCCCGGCCCUGCUGUGUACAUAUGAAAUGACUGUCUCAUGUAUUAUGUGGUCUGGAGUGAUUUCCUGAGAUGAGAAAAAAUUGCUUUUAUUUAAUUAAAUAGAAUCAAAAUGA
Molecule: messenger RNA, 14150 nt
Organism: Leopardus geoffroyi (Geoffroy's cat)
Lineage: Eukaryota; Metazoa; Chordata; Mammalia; Carnivora; Felidae
Gene: VWA3A
Product: von Willebrand factor A domain containing 3A
Source: RefSeq, a predicted model, not a curated record